Syngnathoides biaculeatus (alligator pipefish) is the source of this 599-nucleotide messenger RNA. RefSeq names its product cytochrome c oxidase subunit 6B1. The coding region runs from base 204 to 464 and encodes 86 amino acids. Lineage: Eukaryota; Metazoa; Chordata; Actinopteri; Syngnathiformes; Syngnathidae. Gene Ontology annotation, cellular component: respiratory chain complex IV; mitochondrion. The transcript has 4 exons. The record is from RefSeq and is a predicted model, not a curated record.
UUGCUUGUUCAAAAUGCGCGUUUUAGGUGCAAAGACGGUCGCCGCUCAAUGUGACCCGGGCCGGGUCCGCCAUCCCGCCUGCGCGGUUCCGCACGGCUGCCUACGUCACCGUCGGCGGGAGGGGAUCUUAUCACUUGAACGUCACACUUUCACCUCCGGGCCGACCGACCAAAGUCAGCACAGCACCGAGAUUAAAGUUGAAAAUGGCCGAAGACAUUAAGAUGAAACUGGAGAACUACCGCACGGCUCCUUUCGAUGCCAGAUUCCCCAACCAGAACCAGACCAGGAACUGCUGGUCCAACUACCUUGACUACCACCGCUGCCAGAAAGCUUUGGACGCCAAAGGUGUGGACAAGGCCCCGUGCGAGUGGUACCGGAGGGUCUACAAGUCCCUGUGCCCCCUGUCCUGGGUCCAGAAGUGGGACGACCAGAGAGCCGAGGGGACGUUCCCGGGAAAAAUCUGAAGACCGCCCACAACUUCGGUCGGAGAACGAGCACUUUACGGACGCGCCAUGUGCAUUUUUUCCCCCCAAUCGCCGUGAAAAAUGUAUAACAGAGCCUUAAUAAAUGUAUCAUAAUGAUAUGAUAUACCCAUCUGA